AUGAACUUCUCAGAACUCUCAAUCUACGCCCUUGGCCUCGCUUGCAUUGCUAGAAGCAUAAUGGCCUUCACCAACCCGCAGGCCGAGUAUGCACUCAAUGGACUAAGGCAUACCGCCACUUCGAAGGAUGAUCCAAGCUCAGAACCUAUUUACAUGUUGGGCACUUGGGAAUUGUCAGUCGGCAUCCUCUUGUUGGCACACCAGAUGAACGGAAACAGCAAUGGAGUCACGACGCUCCUGGGGUUGAUGAGUUUGUACAAGGCUGGCAUUGCGAUAUUACUUUGGAAGAUUGGAAGUGGGACGAAUAAGGUAGCUGGGAAUGUGGCUACGACUGCUUUCCUUUUGACCUGGGCUGCUUCAAGAAGAUAA
Messenger RNA from Fusarium tjaetaba, 369 nucleotides. Its product is annotated as Sorbose reductase SOU1. The coding region runs from base 1 to 369 and encodes 122 amino acids. Lineage: Eukaryota; Fungi; Ascomycota; Sordariomycetes; Hypocreales; Nectriaceae. The record is from RefSeq and is a predicted model, not a curated record. The transcript has a single exon.